Messenger RNA from Penicillium paradoxum, 1359 nucleotides. RefSeq lists its product as uncharacterized. Bases 1 to 1359 code for a protein of 452 amino acids. The transcript has 3 exons. NCBI's taxonomy places the organism in Eukaryota, Fungi, Ascomycota, Eurotiomycetes, Eurotiales, Aspergillaceae. The record is from RefSeq and is a predicted model, not a curated record.
AUGAAACGCUCCUACAGCCCGGAGAGUAGACCAGAGCACGAUCUGGAAGAACACAUUCCGCAGAAUGAACAGCGGCCAAUACUCCUUAGCCUAAUUGAACCUGUUUCUCCUCCACCUACAAGAAUAUGCAUUGAACAGGCCAAUGGUGGAGACAGAGGAGACAGAGGAGACACGGACACACUUCCGUCGAACGCACCACAACCAGAUUCUUCAGCCAGUCUUGCUGCUAUUGAGGCAGGACAAGUGGAAGUGAUCGACCAUCUGGGCACGAUCUCCGCAAGGCUGAAAGCAUUCAUUCGCUCAUUUCCGAAUCAACCAACAAUACAGCUACCCAUCACGGAAUGGAUGGAUCUAUACAAACGGAACGAGCACCCAGAAGGCCGUCAUUUUGUCAUCCAUCAACAUGAUCACCCCAUCGCGGGGCCUCACUAUGACCUUCGAUUACAAUUCUCGGAGACAAGCUCCGUUAGUUGGUCAGUUAUGUAUGGGAUGCCCGGGGAUCCCAAUAGCCAGCGAUUGAACCGCAAUGCGACCGAGACUCGCAUCCAUUGUUUAUGGAAUCAUCUGAUUGAGACAGCCUCGCACAAAACUGGGAGUCUGAUUAUCUGGGAUACAGGAGAAUAUGAAAUCCUACCUUACCAGAUGGGUCCAUCUGGACCUGAGACCGAUGACUCGCGAUCAGAGAUCUCUCAAGAUAGCCAUGUUACCGCGGAAGAGCGGAUCUCAGAUAGUGCGAAGUUGCGAGAAGCUUUUCAGAAUCGCAAAAUACGACUUCGACUGCAUGGAACCCGCCUGCCAAAGAAUUACACUAUUAUAAUGCGGAUGGAUAAAACAACUGAUUUCGCGAGGCCAAUCCGUGAAGGUCCCAAGCGACGCCGUCGACACCCAUAUAAACGGACGGUGCCACGAGCAUCGUCUACAUCAGACUCGGAAUCCCCCUCGCCGUCACCGAAAGAAAGAGGAUCAACGCCACCCAAUCGAUCUCGAUAUGGAAUUCAAUCCGAGGCUAAACAUGCAGACAAUACUUAUACCGCCGACCUCGAGAUCCAACGAAACAACGCCUACCCCGGGUCAAGCAAUACAAUAGGCUCAAUCCAUCAACGGCGGUGGUAUCUCAGUCUUGACCGGGAAUCCUCCGGGUUUGAACGUACAACAUCACCAAGUAAUGAGACUGGAUCGAAAAGAAAGAAAAAAGCAUGGACUCGGAGACCCGUCGGACAUGGAUUCGAGCCUUUCUACGUGCACGGGCCGGAGGUUGAGCGGAGCGUGGUAACGGCGCGCUUGGGGCGCGAUGUCUUGGAGGACGAGGGCGUCGAGGAGUUUGUGCCGAGACGCGGGUGGAGGCCGGUCCUGCAUUAG